UUCUUUUCGUGCGCUUCUGCCGACCCAACAUACCCAACGUGUAGCGGACGAAUGUAAACGAGUGAACGGACAAAAUAACAUUGCCCCAAGUUAAACUACGAAACGACGACAAUUAAAAGAAUCGGUACUCCAGCUGACUGCUGGAACGUUUGUGGGGUAGAAAACAAAAACAAGUGGUAAAUGAAUGCUCACCGCAAAGUGGGCAACAUUGGAUGGUGUACCGUGGCAAUUGUUGAUGUUGGUCGGUUAUAAAUAAAUAGAAGAUAUUUAUUGUUGCAAGCAGCAUACAUGUCCCACACCUCCCGCGGAAUGUUCAUAGAACCAAUGCAAAAUAGCCUCACACACACACACGCUGCUCUCAGUCAAACGGCUCAGUUGCCUGUCGCAAGCACUUGAAGGCUCGCGCGCGAAUAAUUGUUUGUUCUGCUUUCAAUUUUCUCAAGAGUCAAGAGUGUGUUUAUUCCGUCAUUCAGUUUCUCGCUUACGUUGGCAUCUUCGCACUGUCACCGACUUGCAGUUCAACGGUGCGGAUGAAUGACAAACGUUUGGACCAGCCUGUCUGGUUGAGUGUUCCAACAAUGAUUGGCGGUGUUUUGUAAACGCGAUGCAUCAGUUCAGAUCCGGGCAAUUAAGAAAGUGUUGAAGUGAAAGUGAAAAAAAAAAUUGAUUGCAAUUUAUCGGCGUAUGGAAAACUUUGGUUACGCAUCUGUUGUGAUUUCCGUUUCCGUUUCGAUUUGCUGUCGAGCUGCUGCUUGCCAUCAAAUUCAUAAUCGAAUGUAUUAAUAUUGAAAAAAAACAAACACACACACACCACAAAGUCGUGUUUUAAAUGAGAAUUCAAUUUAUUGGAAAUUGUGGUGAUAUAAUUGAAUUGAAUUCAUCCGAAUGUGAAUAUUGCUAUGAAGAAUUUGAAGAAGAGCAAAAUAUUCAUUUUGAAAAAAUAUUAAAAAUAUAUAAAUUAUUAUAAUUCUUGUGUUGUACCACAAAAAAGAAAGAAUAUUUUGAAAUCUCGUCAGAAAAAGCGACAUCGAAAAAAAACCAAACAUACGAAAGCAAAUAAAAAAACAGCAACAACAACAGCCGAAAAGAUGCUAAAUUCUAUUUUUAAAUAAAAAAAAAAAAACGAAAAAAGAAUACAAAACACAACAAAAAAGAAUAAAAAAAUAAAUAAUAUUGUGAAAGAAACAAACAAACCAAUCUCAGAAGAAAGAAAUAUUUAUCAACAACAAAUGUGACACUUUCACAUAAGUCCAUGUGUAAGAGUGAGUGAAUGAGUGAGUGCAUAGGUGUGUGAGUGUGCCUGCCGUUCUCUAUUCACAUGCCGACACAUUUAAUAAUAAAUACAAAUUAAAUAGAAAAGAAGAAGAAUCGAUUUUUAUGCUGAUGAUAGGCCUGUGAUAGUGCCGUGGAAGGCGGGAAGUCUUCUUCUCUCUUGAUGAAGAGUGGCACGGCACAACGUGUCGCGUGUGAAUAACAUAUGUAUGUAAAUACAUGUGUACUUGUGUUUGAUUCAUUCCCUACAAACCUUCAACUAAAGGUGAACAUAACAGAAACCCCUGCAAAGUGUAUUUUGUUUGUUUGUUUGAAGAAUAAAUAAUAGUCUCACAUCCCUAUAUACGCAUCUAGGAAUCUCUGUAUAUACCCAGCAGCAGGAGCAACAACAAUAAACGAAGAACUACAACGUCAACAGCUUCGAGAACGAAACAACAACAUCAGCAACAUUGGCUAUUGAAUAGCAUACCGUCAUUGAUGGCAACAACGUGAACAACAACAACAACAUCACUACAUUUUCAAAACUAAUGAAAUUUGUUUGGAAAUUCUUGACAAGCCACGCUGAGGAAAAGGAAAAUCUAAAGGCUUGACGGGCGGUUCAAGUGCCACGGAUGACAGGCAUGAGAACAUCUGGAGGGGUACUAGAGCACAGGCCACAUGAAUAUCUAUGAGUAUUUCUGCAAAGAUUUGACAAAACGGAACAAAGACCGAAGGUGAAUGAUUGGACCGCACAUUGACUCAUAUGUUCGAACAGAAAAGUUCACAAUUGGAAAUUGUAAUUCGCCCAGAAAAUUUGCCGCCACCCCUUUUGUAUUAACACUCUCCCCAAAGAUUUUUAUGCGAACGGCAGAGAGCAAAUAAACAGACAAGCCACACAAUUGAACGAAGGAAUGCAAAGAGGACUUCUAAAUAAGCAUAACGUCUGACUCUGAAUAUACAUGUGUUUGUGCGUGUGUUUGCAUUUUGUUUUGUAUGCGUUGGUGUUGGUUGGCAUUUGUUGCAAGGAUACGAAGAAAGGACUGCACAUUGCCGGAAAACUGAGACGACUGUGCCAAGGCAAUGACUAAGGCAACGGAGACAAAUACAAUUGCAGAUAAAUAUAACGACCGAGACCUACAUGAAUUUGCUCUUUGACAAAUUCUAAUUCACUGGCAGUUGCCCAAACACCCACGCACACACCCUCAUACAUCGCUAACGCAGUGUUAAUCCUAGUAGCAGGACACUCUAUAGAGCAGAUGACAGAUUGGGAUAAAAUAUGUUGGCAUUUUAGCACACAACUUUUGCAAUAGAUGUUAAAGUUCAACUUGUCUCCAAUUUGAGGAUAUCAAGAGAUGCCAACAACUCCUUUGCAUAUUCAUGCGGCUCAAUUUCAUUAGAACCAAACAAUAGAGUUUUUAAAUUAUCUGAAUUGCAUUGCAGUCGGGAAGGGGAGAAAGACAACAAGACUGUGAUAUUUAAGCCAUAAACAGCUCAGUAAGCGUCCUAGUAAACCAUUUGAAUUAUCUCUUUCCAUUAGCUGAAGACUAGUCGAGCAAACUCCAAUUGUCGGGAUCCAGACAAAAGCAUCAGAACUCAGCACAUAACGGGCUAAGGACUUAAGAGGAAUAAGGAAAAUUUAUCCAUUUCAAUUCUUCUGACAGUAAUUGUGGAGGCACCAACACCACCAUCGGAGGAAAUAUCCAAUUGGAAUUUUGCAGCUCGUUGGACACGUGUAAAUGUUGAACUUUAACCCAGGUCUUAGCAACUGAAAGUGUGCUUAAUAUCAGAAGUUUUGCACUUAAAUCGCAUGGACAUGAACAACAUUUGCAUGCUGAGCUUGAAACAACAUUGAAAGGGAGCCAAAGAGAAACGCUUGUAAAUAAAACUCGCAAACUUAUAUUAAUAACGCGACACCCGCAGAUAAGCUGAUGAACGAAAAAUAACAACGGCAACAAUAUUGUGAUACAGAAACUUAUGGAGGGAAGCGAAUAGCUUAAGUUAGCUCUACUGCAAACGAAAUUAUUUACAACUACAACUAACUUAAGAUAGGAAAAAAGACACUAAUUUAAGUAACGAGAUCCGCAAAGAGUUCCUGUCCCCUGCCCCCUGUCAAACACCCCAUGUUCCAGAGACGUCACGCAUUCUAUUGCAGACGAGAAUCUUGUGCUAUUCCAUCUCCUGGCUGUUACGUUGAAAAUUUAAACCCAUGUUUGACCCCAAUAUAACGGAUAGCGUUUAUCCGUUCCAGGCGCAUACACCGGACACCUACUUAUCGCAAACGCCGCUACCUUUGCUGCAACGGCAACAAGUGUUACCGCCGCCCAAACCCGAAACAGAUUACAUUGGCGAGUUCGAUUCGGCGCCCAUUGAUCCGAAUGACUUUAUCGAGAGCGUUAGUGACGUCAACCAUGGCAGCGACCACUUCAAUCACUACACCACCGUGUCGGAUACGGGCUACGGUGGCAACAGCAGUAUAUUUGCAACGGCCGCCGAGAACUUCACUCAACACAGCCUGUAUGGCGGCAUCAAUUAUACCAACUCAGAUCACCAGCAAUAUCCCUGUCAGAAGCUCUACAACCCCGAGGACCAUGAAACUCUCGUGGAGUUCUGGGUUUGUGGAGUCUGUCUGAAUAUUGUCGGUAUUCUGGGCAUAAUCGGCAACGUGAUCUCCAUGAUUAUAUUGUCCCGUCCUCAAAUGCGUUCUAGCAUCAACUAUCUGCUCAUUGGCCUGGCCUGCUGUGAUACCGUCUUGAUUAUAACGUCGAUGCUGCUCUUCGGCAUACCGUCCAUAUAUCCCUACACGGGCAACUUCUUCCUGUACUACAACUACAUCUUCCCGUACAUAUCGCCGGUGGUGUUUCCCAUAGGCAUGAUUUCGCAGACGGCCAGCAUAUACAUGACGUUUACGGUAACGCUGGAGCGGUACGUGGCCGUGUGCCACCCGCUGAAGGCGCGCGCCUUGUGUACCUAUGGCAGAGCGAAGAUUUACUUCAUUGUCUGUGUGCUCUUUGCGACGCUCUACAACUUGCCGCGCUUCUGGGAAGUGGUUACGGCGAGCACCAAAUACGAUGAUAUUCCCGACGUUUUGUACUGUGUUCGGCCCUCGCCCCUGCGAGCCAACCAGAUGUACAUCAAUCUGUAUAUAAACUGGUGUUACCUGAUUGUAAAUUACAUAAUACCCUUCCUGACGCUGGCCAUCCUGAAUUGCCUCAUUUAUCGGCAGGUGAAACGGGCGAAUCGAGAACGCCAACGACUGUCACGCUCCGAGAAACGGGAGAUCGGUUUGGCGACCAUGUUGCUGUGUGUGGUGGUAGUGUUCUUCGCCUUCAAUUUCCUUGCCCUGGUGGUGAACAUAUCGGAGGCCUUCUACAACUUCAUCGACAACUCACUGACCAAGACGAGCAAUCUGCUUGUGACCAUCAACAGCAGCUGCAACUUCCUGAUCUACGUGAUUUUUGGCGAGAAGUUCAAGCGGAUUUUCCUGCUGAUUUUUUUCAAGCGCCGCCUCAGCCGCGACCAGCCCGAUCUUAUACACUACGAAAGUUCAAUAUCGAACAAUGGUGAUGGCACUUACAACCAUCGGUCUUCGGGGCGCUUCUCUCGUCACGGUACUCAGCGCAGUACCACCACCACCUAUCUGGUAACGACAUCGGGCAACAGUACACUCAACAAUGGUCGCAUCAUGAAAAGUGCCAGUUCACCGGGCGUUGUGAAAAUCAAGCGGGGUCGGGCACCAUCACCCGGACCCGUGGUCUACUAUCCGGCCCGCGAAGUGCAGCGAACCUCGCCGAUAAUUAUGUCGAACAACAAUUCGCCCUUAGGUUGUGAUUGGAUGGAAACCAAAAAUGCCCAGAUGACGUCAGGAUUCUGAGUUUCUCCAUGCACGAUGUUCAGUCUCGCAGAUAUUUACAACUACGAGUGCCUAGAUUUACACGACAUGAACUGUAAACACUACAUCUGAACGGGGAGCCAGACGACACUUCCUACCUACCUACCUACCUACAAGUAGCUACAAAAUACACACACGCACACACUUUUGAUGUGUGCUCUAGCAGAUAUCGACAUGUUUAUUUUGUCUAAAGUUAUGAAUAUUUACAGAAUAGCUUUAAUGAAUAUCAUAGAUAUAGUCCAAAAAACAUAAAUAUAUAGUUCCAAACUCAAAAGAAUUUUCUUAGAUCUACGGAGUUGAAAAAUCGCAAAAAAAUUGAACAGAAAUAAUUGAUUGUCUCUGCUGUAAAUAAUGUAAAGUAUUUUGAAAUGUUGUGUUUUGAAUUGUUCAGUAAAGUAUAAUUUAAUUUUAUUGUUAAGAUAAUUAUAAUUCAAUUUUGUAGAAUAAUGAAUAAUUCAAAGAAAGAUAAACUAGACUGAAUACCUCUGUCUUUUGCUUAGUUUGCUAAAAAAAAACGAGUAGCUUACCAGAUGCCAAUUAAGAGAUAUUUAAUUUGAAAACUAAGGGUUUGUAAAAUAAACUUUUGAAAAUCAACCAAAGUGGGUAUAAGAUGUUAUAUAGUGAAUAAAUUGAUUGCUGAAGAAACUUUGGGCUUUUAUUCUAUUUUUUUCAAUAUUUAUUUUUUUUUAUAAUGAAUCGAAAUGAAAUUUCAGCGAUAGAAACAUUGUCAUAAUUUAAAGUAAAACUUUUUUCCCGUUCGCUCUUCUAUUUAUUUGGGAAUCUGAUAGAAUUUCAUUUCCGCUAAGGUACUUGGAUGUCGUAUCUGAUGUUACGCCUGGGGAUUCCCUGACUUUUGUUACGAAUUUUCUGUUUGUUUAUACCCUCCACCAAAAAAGGUAUGGAGGGUAUAAUAAGUUCGUCAUUCCGUUUGUAACUCAUCGAAAUAAUCAUUUUAGACCCAACAAAGUAUAUAUAUUCUUGAUCAGCGUAAAAUUCUAAGACGAUUUAGCCCUGCCCGUCCGUCUGUCCGUCUGUUGUAAUCACGAUACAGUCUAAACGAAUUAAGAUAGGAAGCUAAAAUUUUGCACAGAUCUCUCUUUUGUCUGCAGGCAGGUCAAGUUCGAAGAUGGGCUAUAUCGGCCCACGAUAUCGUAUAGCCCCCAUAUAACGGUACCCCCGAUAUUCGGUAUUUUGAUUAUGUUAGCCACAUUUUUCAAUGGAAUUGUCUGAAAAUCCAUACA
This is a messenger RNA of Musca domestica (house fly), 6381 nucleotides long. RefSeq names its product FMRFamide receptor. The coding region runs from base 3458 to 5122 and encodes 554 amino acids. Gene Ontology annotation, cellular component: membrane. Gene Ontology annotation, biological process: G protein-coupled receptor signaling pathway. NCBI's taxonomy places the organism in Eukaryota, Metazoa, Arthropoda, Insecta, Diptera, Muscidae. Gene Ontology annotation, molecular function: G protein-coupled receptor activity. The record is from RefSeq and is a predicted model, not a curated record. The transcript has 5 exons.